Symbiodinium sp. CCMP2592 is the source of this 5730-nucleotide messenger RNA. Lineage: Eukaryota; Dinophyceae; Suessiales; Symbiodiniaceae. The record is from the annotation of a GenBank genome assembly.
AUGGAGUUGGACACGCUGCCGCUGAUCGAGGAGCUUCCGGACGAUGAUGGUGACAACACUGGGGCUUGGCAUAGCACUGCUUUGGUUUCGGAGUUUGACUUUUACGAGGGUGAAGAAGCUUGGGAUGAGUAUGGCUGGUGGGAUGAGUCCGAAAUUCCUGCUGAAGCCUAUGAGUACAUCAGGGCAGUCAGUGCGUGUGAUGGUUGGUACAGUGACUCUAGCGCUGAGUUUGAAGCGGUAGACUGUGCAAGCAUUGAGUGCUUUGAGCUAGAGUGCGAGCUCCCUUCCACCAGCACGCUUUGCUUCGAACUUGAUCGUGACAGCAGUGGAGAUGAGUUUUUCCAAGAGUGCAGUUCUGAAUGCGACUGUGAAGUUCGUGCGGUGAGCUGCCCUACAGACCCUUCCGAGCCCUGUGAAGUCAUCUUGGAUUCAGGUGCUGAUGUCACGGUGCUCCCGGCGCAUCUCUUCAGUACCGUCGGUGUUGCCGAGAAGCAGACCACCCGGCUCUUGGAUGCCCAAGGCACGCCGAUCCCGCAGAUGUCGCAGAGAGCCAAUGUUUCUUUCGUGGUGCAAGGGCUUGAUGGUCGGGAGAUUGUGUUUCGAGAUCGAGCUGUGCUAGCAAAUGUGAGGCAGCCGUUGUUAUGCGCCGGUAAGCUGUUUCGUGGUGGCUGGUAUCCGAAAGCUAGUGCUACAGAUGACGGCAUCAUGGUGAUGUGCAAGGGCGAGCAAGAGUUUCCCCUCCACUUUGCCCGAAACUCUGUUGCGGCCACCAUGCGCAUCCUGAGGACCGAAGAAGCCUGUGUUCGCAUGGUGAUUGAGGUGAGCGAUGAGUUCCUAGCGGGACUGAAACGGCAAGGCUGGCAAGUGACUUCGGGAUCUAUGCCCACACACGUGCAGUGGAACUCGACAGUGACUGCAGACCCCAGCCAGCUUUAUGAUCCCGAGAUCCUGCCUCUUCGUACGACUUUGGUGCACAAAGGGGAGAACAAGUUUGAGAUUUUUGAGUGCGGUGAGAAUUGGGAGUUGAAGCCUGUGGUGGAUAUAGGGUGCCAGCCGACUAGGAUCGUGACCUUAUUGACUCGGAACGCCUUGGCUGCCACUGACCUGGGAAAAGUUGUCGUGGACCCUCAAUCACCUCUGGUUCCCAGGUUGCCGGCUGCGUCUCAAGAAGGAGCUGCCGAACCUGAAGAAGCAGAUGAUGGAGUUCAACAGCCAGGCGCGCCCGUGGCCGGACCGGAGAUGCAGGAAGUUCCUUUGGAAGGCGAGGUAGUGAAGGUUGGUGACAAGGAGUUUCGUGAAACCUCUAGCCUUCGUGAUCUUCGUUGGGCGUGCCGCUACCUGAAGAUUCCGCAGAGUGGCGCUAAGAGUUUGUUGUGGGCGCGUUUGCAGAAAGAGAUUGCGCUUAACAAGCUUAAGUCAGCCGUGCAAGCAAGUGAUGCCAUCAUAGCAGAGUACACCCCUGACGUUAAUCACGGAGGAGCUGAGAAUGAUGAGCACCCCUUGACGACCCAGUUGGACAACAGACCUGCCGUGGAGGAGCUGGUCAAGAUGGCUUCGAUCCUCGGCUUUGACCAGGUCACGUUUAGAGGGGACAGCGAGCCUUCAAUGAAGAAGCUUUUGCAGAUGGUGCAGAUGGCUAGGACACGGUUGGGGUUAAAGACUGAGAUUGAGAUGGCAAACCCCGGCUCCAGUGAACAUCAGGGAUUGAGAGCAGAGCGUUACAUAGAUAAAGUUCGCCGCCUUGGUCUUUGCCUCUUGCACACCGUGUCUGCAAAGUCGAAAGUCGAGCUGAAAUCGAGCCACCCGCUGUACCAGUGGAGCUUCAGACACGCAGCCUUCUUGCUGACGCGUUACCAUGUCCACGCAGAUGGGGUCACAUCGUUCGAAUUGGUUCACGGGCGAAAGUUUGAUGCAAAGAUUGCCGCGUUCGGGUCAGUCGUCUCUUGCCAACUGUUGCCCAAACCAAAGACGAAAGGGAUUCCAUGGGAGAAGUGUGUGUACCUCGGGCGUUCUUCAAUGGGUUCUUUGAGCAUCGUCUCUUCCAGCAAGGGCAUAGGGUAUGCACGCACAGUUCGAAGAGCAGCUGAAGUAUAUCAAGCAGAUGCUUUGUUGGCAAUGCGCGGUGUUCCUUGGAAUCCUGUACAAGAUGUAGUCACUAUGCGUGUUCCCCGGGGCCCUCGAGUACGGGUUCCGGUGCUUGUGGAUGCAGCACCUCCUGCUGCGCCUCCCGGCGACGAAGCAGCCACGGAUCCUCCAACCUCGGCGAGUUCAGAAGCACCUGCAGGUAGCCCUGGAGAGAGCAUCUUAGAUGGGUUGAGUGGAGCUGCCAGCAACAGCUCGCGCGAGCUCAUCCCAGCCGACAUGGAGGUUGGAAGGGUUGAGUGGUUUCCAGUUCGUGUGGUUGAUGCAGAGCAGCCGCAUGGACAUGAAGACGACAUCGUUGUGUGCGACCCUGAAGAGAGUUUGAACCCACAGUGCGACGAGGGCUUUGCAAGUGAAGAAGAAGGUGUCCCUGAAACUUCUGACGGUGAGAGAGGCGAUGCAGGGAUGCCUUGGGAAGGCCGUGAGUAUGUAGAGGGACCCCCAGAGCUAGAAGCCCAGGCUUUGGCUGACCUCGACAAGCAGAUGGAGCUCAAAGAGCUCGACCGCCUCCUUGGCAUGACAGUGCUGAGGAACAGCUCACUGGAGCUGCUGAGCGUCGACAUCACUGACGCUUACUUGCAAGUGAGACAGAGGCGGCCCACGUACAUCCAGACCCACAUCGGCGACCUAGAACUCCUUUACAAUCUACCUGGUCAAAGAGCAGGGGCAAAAGAUUGGUUCACCCACCUCCUCGGGAUCCUAAAGAACAAAGGCUUCAACAGUUUCAUUAGCAACCCCUCUCUGUUCUGCAUUGAGCAAAAUUUGGCGCUGAACAGUCAUGUCGAUGAUAUGCAAAUUCUAGGACCCAGGGGUGCACCCAUGCAAUUGGCCAAUGACCUCAAAGCUGGAGGCUUGAGAUUGAAAGUGGAUGGUCCUGUUGACUUGGCUGGUGGCUGUUCCCAUUUCUUGAAAAAGAAGUUCCAAGGGCUCGGUGAUGCCAUUGAGGUGACCCAGGAUACGAAGUAUGCAGAAAGGCUUCAGUCAAUCCUUGGUUUGGAAAAGCUCACGGCAAGCAAAAUCCGAGUCCACCCAAGAUUCCCGCGCCAGGGCAAGGAGCGAGCCUGGUUGGAGAAGACCAAGCCAGGGAAGACCUUGAAGCAGAAGUGGGACGGUGUAGAUCCUGAUGAGCCCGAAGACCCCAACAUGCCGUUUGGAACACACCAUGUGUUGGAGGUAGUGACUGACGCAGAUUGGGGAAGCCAAGCCUUCUCAGAUCGGAGAUCGAUCUCUUCGUUCUGCAUAUUCAUCAACGGCAACCUGUGCCACGCAGGUAACAAAGUGCAGAAGACGAUCAGCCUCAGUUCUGCCGAGUCCGAGCUGAUGGCCACUUUGCUCGGACUCUCGGAGGGAAUAUUCCUUAAGCACAUGUUGCAGUUUUUGGUUGGUCCCCAAGCUACGGUAAAGUUGGUGCACAUGGUCGACAACGCGGCUUCCCGAAGUAUCCUCCAACGCCAAGGAUUAGGGAGGAUGAAUCAUCUCAUGAAUCUCAUGGGCCUCGGCAUUAACCACAGUGCGAUCGUGAAUCAAGUUAGUGCCAGGCCAAUCGCGACCAGCAUGGGGUUGAGUUCCGAGUUCCUGUUCGGCAUGAGUGCGCAGGAGCUUCACUUCGCAAUGUUCUUUGUGACCAUGUUGUGCAUGAUCGGACUGGUGAUGUACAUGGCGCCCAAGCGGCGCUGGAAUCGCGAGCCCACAGCUCCCCGCGACAACAUGAACCAAGUGCGAGACAGAGUACACCAGUGGUUCUCCAGGGAGUUGGGAAUCACAGAGAGUGGCAUCGACCAGACCUCCUUCGCUAACAACGGCGAGCCUGGCGGCACAUGCGAGGACACCAGUUGGAGGACGAAUCAGCCCUCAAGUUCAGUAGCCCGUGGCGGUGGUGACGAGAGUUGGCUUCUUUGUCCGUUUGAGGGUGCACACAGCAGUGACGACGAAGGCCAAGCCAACGAGGACUACACCCAGAGCUACUACUACGACGGCGAGGACCAGGAGGAGCACAACGAAGUCGAGAAUGAGGCGCAGGACGUUCCUCAUGAUCCUCGUGCUGAUCCUGGUGUGGACAAGGUCUACAUCAUCGGCGAGCCGAAGCGCGGCAAGAGCUAUCAUAAGGCUACGUGUGGAAACGUAGUGCGUUGGAUGAGCCACCUUCCAUCCAAUGUCACGACGAUCGACCGCCGAGUUGCAGUGAACAAGUCCGGCCAGUCGGCUUUGGAGCUCGCUCGCGAACGCGGGCGAGAAUCGGCGCUCAGGCUAGAGAAACUGGUUGCGGCGGCGGCGGCGGGAGCCGUGGCAACAUCAGUUUCGGCAGGCCAAACUCCCAACGCAGCACCAGCCGCGACAAGCUCGGCGCCGGGCACACAUUCGGGCAGCAGUGUCGACUUCCGAAUUUUGCCUGCUCAUGCGUGGCAGCGGUUGUACCAAGAUUUCGCGCCAAUCACCCUUGCGCCGACCAAGCACCCCGUAGCAAAAAGUGCUGUGGGGUCUGCCCCAGACUUCGCCGCUUGCGACUUCCGCAGUUUGUCGGCACCUGCUUGGCAGCGGCUGUACCAAGAUUUCGCGCCAAUCACCCUUGCGCCAACCAAGCUCCCCGUAGCAAAAAGUGCUGUGGGGUCUGCCCCGGACUUCGCCGCCUGCGACUUCCGCAGUUUGUCGGCGCCUGCUUGGCAGCGGCUGUACCAAGAUUUUGCGCCAAUCACCCUUGCUCCAACCAAGCUCCCCGUAGCAAAAAGUGUUGUGGGGUCUGCCCCAGACUUCGCCGCCUGCGACUUCCGCAGUUUGUCGGCUCCUGCUUGGCAGCGGCUGUACCAAGAUUUUGCGCCAAUCACCCUUGCUCCAACCAAGCUCCCCGUAGCAAAAAGUGCUGUGGGGUGUGCCCCAGACUUCGCCGCUUGCGACUUCCGCAGUUUGUCGGCGCCUGCUUGGCAGCGGCUGCACCAAGAUUUCGCGCCAAACUCCAGCACAGAAGUUUCGGUGGUGGCGGCGGCGCAGCCUAGUCGGCUACCACCAAGCUCCCCGGAAGAGUCCGAAGAGUCCGAGGAGGAGACUGAGGACGACAUCGAUGCCCAUGCCUCUCCAGAGCUAGGCGCAGAGAAGCGAGGGGUGGUGGCCGCUUUACCGCCUUGGGGGUGCGAGGCCUCCGACGGACCUCGCGAGCGGAAGACCCCUGGAGGCAGCGAAGCAGCGAAGAGCGCCGCUGUGGAGCAGCGCGCUGAGCAGCUGCCGGUGCUCCGGUGGCUUUGCUCCGUCAUCGAUGCAAGGCUCAAGGUGCCCUUGCCACCCGCACACGCACGGCAAGUUCGCGGCCUGCUGCCUCUAGGUGGCCUGGACGCAGAGAAACUUUGCGUGCAAGACCUGAGCGAUGGACGGCUGCUUUGUGCUCUUGUGAUCUCUGUGCGACCCGACGUGUUGCCGAAGGCCAAUGCCGUGGCCCUCGGACGUCUCGCCCAAUUCCUGAAGGCCUGCGCAGCCUUGGGGGUAAAGCAGGUUUCCCUCUUCACCCCACCAGACCUGCUGCCGGAGCCAAGCAAUCCGCCCGCUGUGCUCCGCUGCUUGCAGGACAGGGGGACAGGGGAGCCGGACUUGCGUUCGUGA